GCUGCUGCUGCUCAUCCCGACAUCACCACGGCGGAAGGCGAUUUAAAAUAACAACAAUAGUAAUAACAGCGAAGGGAGACGACCCAGAUGGCGUUUCGUGUGCGUUAGGAUUCCCCACCUGAUGAGAACUCCUCCCGAGCCUUUGACUCUAACAGGAUAAUGAGGAGGAGGAGGAGCUGGAAAUCUCAGGAACGACUUGGAAGGUUUCUCUAAAGUCUCAAUGAAAGAAGUAGGAGCGCUUCUCUAGUGUGUCACUGAUGGCUAAGAAAGGCCGCACGAAGGGCGAGAAGCCUGAAGCCCUGAUUUCUGCCUUACAAGCAGCCAAUGAAGAUCUCAGGUCUAAGCUCACUGAUAUCCAGAUAGAGCUGCACCAAGAAAAAUGCAAGGUAAGCAAGCUGGAACGAGACAAGGUGCAGGAGGUGAAGCGGGUGCGAGAGCAGGAGCAGCAUCGCCACACUGCCAUGUUAACGGAGCAACGGGCCAAAUGGCACGAGGAAAAGCAAAAAGAGCUACAGGGCCUCAGGGAAAACCUUACACGGCAGCAUGAGCAGGAGCUGGCACGGCAUGCCAAGAUCAAGGAUCAAGAGAAUCAGCGUCUCAAGACUGCCCUGAAUGCCAUGCGAGAUGGAAGUGGAGAAAAAGUGCGGACGGCGCUGACCCUGGAAGCCAGAGAGGAGGCGCGACGCUUCUUCGACCAGGAGAGAGUGAAGCUCCUCCAGGAGAUAAUCGAGCUGAAGGCUUCCAAGAAGCAGACCGACGAGGCUCUGAGCAACAUGAUCCAGGCAGACAAAAUGAAGGCUGGAGACCUACGGGUCGAGCAUCAGCAACAUCAGGAACAAAUCUCUAAGAUCAAGUGGGACUGUGAGAGGGACAUCCGCAGACUGGUGGAUGAAAUCAAAGGUAAAGACCGCACCAUUUUCUCUCUGGAGAAAGAGCUGGAGUCAACUGCUGGGUGCCUACAGAAGCUGCAGCUGCAGAAGGACGCCUUGGAUGAACAACUGUUCCUUGUCAAAGAGGCAGAGUGUGGCCUGGGAAGUCCAAAAAGGGAAAUUCCAGGAAGAGCUGGGGAUGGCGCCGAGCACUGCGGAAGCCCUGACCUAAGGAGAAACCAGAGACGUGUUGCUGAACUUAAUUCAACCAUACGCAAGUUGGAGGAUCGCAACUCAUUGUUGGCUGAUGAGAGAAGUGAACUUCUAAAACGAGUUAGAGAGUCCGAAAAACAGUGCAAGCCCCUGCUGGACAAGAACAAGCUGCUGAAUAAGAGGAAUGACGACUUGACUCAGACCAUCCAGAAGCUCGAGGAGAAACUGAAGAGUCUAACGAAGGAGAACCAUGAAAUGAAGGAGAGGAUAGGUUCUCACCCUCCUUUGAAGAAGCUGAAGUCCCUUAAUGACCUGGACCAAGCACAUGAUGACCAGGAAAUAGCCUUUCUCAAACUUCAAGUGCUGGAGCAACAGAGCAUCAUUGAUGAACUAACAAGAGAUCGGGAAAAACUGCUGAGAAAAAAGAGGCAUAAAAGAAGUUCAAGGCCAGUGAAGAGGCACAUAGUAGUAGACACCUUCUUUGGCUAUGAUGAAGAGUCAAUGGAUUCUGAGUCGUCCUCUGUGGCGUCAUUCCGCAUGGACAGGACCCCGGCUACACCUGAUGAAGACCUGCGCGAUGGUCUUGCAAAUGAGGAAUCAGAGCUACGUUUUCGUCAGCUGACCAGGGAGUAUCAGGCACUGCAACGAGCCUACGCCCUGCUGCAGGAACAGAAAGGAGGCAUUCUGGAUGCUGAAAUGGAAAACAGGGCUCACGAGCAACUGCAGGCAGACGUGCUCCGGUACAAAGGCAAAAUAGAGGACCUGGAAAAGGAACUGAACUUGAAGGGACAGGAUUCCAAAUGGGUGGAGGAGAAGCAGCUCUUCUUACGAAGGAACCAGGAGUUGCUGGAAAAGGUGGAAAAGUUGGAGUCGGAAUGCAGUCGGCUUCAGCAGGAACUUCAAGACUCCAGAGACCAAAAUGAGCUGCUGGAGUUUAGGAUACUGGAGCUGGAAGAGCGUGAAAGGAAAUCUCCACCUUUUAACCAUUUGAGGAUGCAUCCGUUCUCUGAGGGAGUCAGUGCGCUGCAGAUAUACUGUAUGAAGGAAGGGGUCAAGGAUGUGUGCAUACCAGAUUUAAUCAAGCUACUAGAUAUCCUUGGAGACAACGGGAACUUGAGGAAUGAGGAGCAAGUGGCAAUAAUUCAGGCUAGCACUGUUUUGUCACUGGCAGAAAAGUGGAUCCAGCAGAUAGAAGGGACGGAGGCGGCGCUGCAUCAAAAGAUGAUGGACCUGGAGAUAGAAAUGGAGAUGUUCUGUAAACAGAAAGGAUACCUGGAAGAGGAGCUGGACUACAGAAAGCAGGCCCUGGACCAGGCCUACUCGCAAAUCCAGGAGUUGGAAGCAACGCUUUACAACGCCCUGAAGCAGGACAAGGUGAUAAAGUAUGGCGAGCCUCUGAAUGAGCUCCAGAAGGACGAGCUGAGAAUGGCGGUGGAGAAGCUGAGGAGGCAGAUGCUGAGGAAGAGUCGAGAGUACGACUGCCAGAUCCUCCAGGAGAGGAUGGAGCUGCUGCACCAGGCCCACCAGAGAAUUCGGGAUCUUGAGGACAAGACAGAAAUCCAGAGAAGGCAGAUUAAAGAUCUGGAGGAAAAGGUCGCGUGUCAGCUUGGAGGUCUUGUUUGGGACUACAGUGUUGUUUAUUUGUUGGACGAGCAGAAACCGGUGUGUGUAGCAGUGGCUGUUGUAACAUCAGUGAUUCCAGAUGUUGUUGUUGGAUUUAGCCGGUGCACACUUCAGACCUUACCUUUCAUGUUUUAUUUAAAAAGAAACUUCAACUGAAGUUAGUAUCUUCAGGAUUCCGCCCGGGACCGUGUUUAUUUUCUUUAGCAAAGUGGGACAUUGAGAAUCUACCCCCCCCAAAAAAAAGACGAGAAGACCUUGAGAGGCUUGCGAUGAGAUGUAGACAUACACAAAUAUACAGACGUUCAUUGUUUACACACACGCAUGCAUAUGUAAACGCCAACACACACACACACACACACACACGUUUUGACAGUUCAAAACCAAAGCCUGGAAGAUGUUCUCCCUGCCAUGCAGGGUUAUAAAAAUGUCCACAACCACAAUGUGAACAUAAACAGACAGAAAGACUCAAACAGUGGAGAAUACAAACAACAGAACCACAGCCUUCCCUCUUUUUCCUUCUCCUUCAUCAGCUGCCCAAAGCUCCAAGAUCCUUCGUUUUGGGAUGCAAGUCAUCGAUGAGUAGAAGCGAGCCAACUCAGGGCCCGGGAGUAGCUGUCCGAGCAGCUCUGACCUCAGGCCAGAGAGUAAGGGACAUUCGUGACACGCUGCCUCACCUUCUGGCCUGUCGUCGCUGCUCCGGGAACGGUGCUUUACACGGACUGCUUGCACGCUCCAGAGGGUUAUACCUGCAAAAAGACAAAGCUGUCUUGCAGACAGUGGCGUGUACAGACUCCAAAGAGGGAUCACGAACACUCAGGUUCAUCACUGGAAAUAAGGUCACGAAAGGUUAAGAAAGGAAGAGAUGACUCCCUCCAAGUCGGCUCCUCUCAGCUAACAUUUUGACGAGAAAAUCUGCACAUCGAGGAACUGCUUCUUAGCAGAAUUCUUCAAAAGCCAGAUGACUGGAAAGGUGCAGCUCUCUGGAUUUUUUUUUUUUUUUUUUUUUUUUUUUACUGUUUCCACCACUCAAGCACUGGUUCUCAAGAUUCCCACAUAAAUCUAUAAUGUAAUGUAUAUAAACUGUUGAUAUGUACAUGAGUCACAGUUAUUUUACGUAGUAUCCCUUAUUAUUUUUUGUGAUAAGCUGUUUUUUUUUUUACUCUGAAGCAGCUUGAACAGUUAUUGUACUCAGCAGUUUAUAAAUGACUUAAAAAGGGUAUAAACUGCUGGUUUAUUGUGGUGAUGGCUGCAAAGAUUAACUUUAUGCCUAUAGAGUGAUAACUGAAAAGCUAAAUGAAUGUGGCAAAAAAAAAGAGAAAGAAUUUGGGUUUUCCCUUCCCCUUUUCCUACUGAAUACCGCUCACUCAUGGUACUGGAUUUAUCAGGCUCCAGGUCAAUUUGUCCCCUUCGUCAGUUCGUACCCUCAUUUCAUACCCAAUCAUUACUGUUUUGUACCCGUGUACUUAACUGUAGUGUAUGGCUGUAUUUCUGCUGGACAUCAGUAAGUAAGGGUGUAAUAAUGCAUCACAUUCAGGAGGCAAUAUUAUAUUACAGUAAUGUUUUUAGGAACUCUUUUAAUCCCCAUUUUAUUUUGUAUUAUCACAAAUAGAGUACAGGUUUCAUAAAACCCAAGCUGCCUCUUUAAGAAGAGACUUGUCGUCCAGGUUAGACUAGUUCAUAAAUUGUGGUUUAUGUGCUUGUCUACUUCUAAUGUAGUCCUUGUGUAAAAAAAAAAAAAAAAAAACAAGGAUCAGAAAUGAUCUCUUUAACUUAAAUUAAAUCUGAAAGUGUUUUUUUUUUUUUUUUUUUUUUAAGUUAUCUGUAGCUCAGGUCUGAUCAGUCUUAGUUACUGGUAUCCAAAGUCAUCGCUUACCUCCUUUCAGAUCAUAGUUCAGCAAUAAACAUGCAAACAUGAAUCCCCCGUUAGGGAUCCCUUUGUCCUUUCACAUCAAACAACUCGAUUUGUCUCAGUCACAGGCCCCGUGUGCUGCUCUGAGAUUGCCGAACCAAAUAGGAAUGGUCUGCAACUCUCAGCAUUCAACAGAUCAACGGGCUUGACCCGGCGUGGGUUUUCCGAGGGGAAAAACCUUGAAAGGCCUGAAUUUUUUUCGAGAUCCUCUCAAAGGUCUUACAAAUCCAUUGAGAUCUUGGAACACCAUAUUCUGCUGAAUGACAUAUUUAAAUGCAGGGAUUAAAGGACAUGCAGAUCACACAAUGACAGGACAAUCGGAAAGGGUCUCUUUCUCUGGUUAAAUACACCUGAAUCAAAUGAAUAGAUCAUUGGCAUAUUGACGCUGUUCAGACGAGCCAAUUAAGUCUUUUAAUCAGCUGUAGGAGCAGGAACACAUCUAAAACAUUAUGGACGCCGGCCUCUGAGGACUAGAAUUGGACAGCCCUUGUGUAAGUACUUUAGAUUUUGAAAUAGAGAUGAUCAAAUGUAAUCCGGGCUCAUUCAAGUCUGUGACACAACCCUUUAGUUUUGAGCAAAGAGGAAGCUACACCGAAAAAGUUACAUUUAUAAGUUAUUAGUUAUUUAACAUCUAGUCCACCUUUAAUCAGUUGAAUUCAUGAACACAAUUUAAGAAUUAAUUCCUUUAUUAAUUCAAAAUAAGAGUUCAAAGCAUAGACAGCCAAUCUUAUUUUUAGCACUUUUAUAGUCACGGCUCAUAUUGUCUAUACUAUCUACACCAAAUAAAGUCCCAUGCUAAAUUCUUCCUUCUUUCAGAUAAUACGCUACUUAUGCAAGAUUGCGUCGCCAGAGGUCGCCAGAGCUAGUAAAAAUGCCCAACCAUGUUUGGUACAAAAUGCCUCACUAGCAGAUUACUCCUUUUUGUCCUUUUCUCAAAAAAA
Molecule: messenger RNA, 5555 nt
Organism: Fundulus heteroclitus (mummichog)
Lineage: Eukaryota; Metazoa; Chordata; Actinopteri; Cyprinodontiformes; Fundulidae
Gene: jakmip2
Product: janus kinase and microtubule interacting protein 2
Exons: 23
Coding region: 258-2861 (867 amino acids)
Molecular function (GO): kinase binding; microtubule binding
Source: RefSeq, a predicted model, not a curated record